Messenger RNA from Arthroderma uncinatum, 2961 nucleotides. RefSeq lists its product as uncharacterized. The transcript has 4 exons. Gene Ontology annotation, molecular function: U5 snRNA binding; GTP binding; GTPase activity. Gene Ontology annotation, biological process: mRNA splicing, via spliceosome. The record is from RefSeq and is a predicted model, not a curated record. NCBI's taxonomy places the organism in Eukaryota, Fungi, Ascomycota, Eurotiomycetes, Onygenales, Arthrodermataceae. Gene Ontology annotation, cellular component: U2-type catalytic step 2 spliceosome; U4/U6 x U5 tri-snRNP complex; cytosol. Bases 1 to 2961 code for a protein of 986 amino acids.
AUGGAUGACCUUUACGACGAGUUCGGAAAUUAUAUUGGAGGAGAGAAAGAGUCCGAGGAAGAAUCACAGCAUGGUGAUGCCCAGGCCCCGCAGUUCGAUUAUGAUCUUGAAUCAGAGGUGGAAGCGCCGGCUGCCCAUGGCCAGGAGUUAAUGGAGAUAGAUGAUCAAGGUCCAUCCAAUGCAGUGAUUCUUCACGAGGAUAAACAGUACUAUCCAACGGCGCAACAAGUUUACGGCGCAGAUGUCGAGACAAAAGUACAAGAAGAGGAUACGCAACCCUUGUCGCAACCGAUUGUAGCACCAAUCCAACAGAAGAAAUUCGCUGUCCAGGAAGCGGAUCUGCCCCCCGUUUUCUAUUCCCGAGAGUUUAUGACAGAUUUGUUAAACUAUCCCGACCAGACACGAAAUAUUGCGCUUGCCGGCCAUCUACACCAUGGCAAAACUGCUUUCAUGGACACUCUGGUUAUGGAGACACAUGAUAUCGCAAAUAAGCUUGACAAACGGAUUGGUAAAUCGAAAGAUGAGCAGCUCCGAUAUACAGACGUGCACUUCUUAGAGAGAGAGCGCGGGUUGUCGAUUAAGUCGGCUCCGAUGAGUCUAGUUUUGCAAGGCACGAAAGGAAAGUCUCAUCUUUUCAACAUAAUAGAUACCCCCGGCCAUGUCAACUUUGUGGAUGAAGUUGCUGCAUCGCUGAGACUGGUAGACGGUGUGGUUCUGGUGGUGGAUGUUGUCGAAGGUGUUCAGAUUAACACCGAACAAAUCAUCAAAUACGCUGUAUUAGAGGAUCUCCCGCUCACAUUGAUCAUUAACAAAGUGGAUCGACUCAUACUAGAGCUCAAGCUACCCCCUACAGACGCCUACUUUAAAUUGAAACAUGUGGUGGAAGAAGUGAACACCGUCAUUGAGAAAACGAUACCAGGACAAGGUGAGAAGAGAAGGCUGAGCCCUGAAAAGGGUAACGUUGCGUUUGCGUGUUCCUCGAUGAACUGGUGUUUCACUCUCCAAUCAUUUGCAAAAAUGUACGCCGACACAUAUGCGAAGGUUGAUCUCUCAGAAUUUGCAGUCAGACUAUGGGGUGACAUCUUCUUCAACCCCCGAAGCCGAAAAUUCACACGCAAAGGCAUGGAGGAACAAUCGAAGCGAUCCUUCGUCCACUUUGUCCUUGAACCUAUCUACAAACUUUAUUCUCAUACUAUCAGUGAGAGCCCGGAAGACUUGAAGGAGACCCUAGCAACACUUGGAAUCAAUUUGAAGCCUACCCAGCUAAAGACUGAUGCUCGUGUGUUGUUAAAGUUAGUGUGCGCGCAAUUCUUUGGUCCUGUUACUGGAUUCGUCGACAUGGUUGUCCAGCACAUUCCAUCCCCAGUCGAAGGGGCUAGCAAGAAGCUGGACAAGUACUAUACGGGGCCACGGGAUACGAAAGUUGCUGCAGCCAUGGCUGCCUGUGAUCAAGACGGCCCAUUGGUGGUACAUGUCACUAAAUUAUACGGAACGCCAGAUGCUUCCGGGUUCAAUGCCUUUGGGCGGAUCAUGAGUGGAACCGCGAGGGCAGGCCAGCAAGUGAGAGUUCUAGGUGAAGGGUAUACCAUUGACGACAAUGAAGACAUGGUUGUAGCAACCAUUUCGGAAACUUUUAUUGCUGAAUCCCGGUAUAACAUUCCUACGAGUGGUGUUCCUGCCGGUAACUGGGUGCUUCUUAGUGGAGUCGACAAUUCUAUUAUCAAGACGGCGACACUUGUUCCUUUGGCUCUAGAAGACGACGAAGAAGCAUAUAUUUUCAAGCCUAUUAAACAUAUGACGGAAUCCGUUUUCAAAGUUGCCGUUGAACCUAUCAAUCCUUCCGAGCUACCCAAGAUGCUUGAGGGACUCCGAAAGGUCAACAAGAGCUACCCUUUGAUUUCGACCAGGGUUGAGGAAUCAGGUGAACACAUCGCGCUUGGGACAGGAGAGCUCUAUAUGGACUGUGUUUUGCAUGAUCUUCGUCGACUAUACGCGGAGAUGGAACUUAAGGUAUCUGAUCCAGUCACGAGAUUCUGUGAGACUGUUGUAGAAACUUCUGCAAUUAUGUGCUAUUCCAUCACCGCAAACACGAAAAACAAAAUUACCAUGAUUGCCGAACCUCUUGACGAUGGUAUCAGUGAGGAUAUUGAGAGUGGGCGAGUUAACAUCCAUGAUCCAAUCCGAAAAGUUGGCCAGUUCUUCGAAGAGAAAUAUGAUUGGGAUAAGCUAGCUUCGAGGAGUAUCUGGGCAUUUGGUCCCGAUGAUAUGGGCCCCAAUAUUCUUCAAGAUGACACUUUACCUUCUCAGGUGGAUAAGAAGUUACUCGGAUCGGUGCGGGAUUUCGUCCGUCAGGCUUUCAACUGGGGCACGAGGGAAGGCCCAUUAUGCGAAGAACCCAUCCGAAACACCAAAUUCCGCCUAACAGAUAUCUCCUUGGCUGAUCAAGCCUUCUAUCGAGGCGGCGGGCAAAUUAUCCCUGCCACUCGUCGCGUUGUUUACUCCUCCUUUUUAAUGGCCUCCCCCCGAUUGAUGGAGCCAAUUUAUACAUGCGCCAUGACGGGCCCCCCCGAUUCAGUCGCCGCCAUCUACACUGUUCUCUCCCGACGACGUGGACACGUCUUAUCCGAUGGUCCGAUCGCGGGUACCCCCCUCUACUCCGUACGCGGUCUUAUUCCAGUCAUCGACUCAUUUGGUUUCGAGACCGAUCUUCGAAUACAUACCCAAGGCCAAGCCACCGUCAGUCUAGUAUUUGACAAAUGGAGCGUGGUACCAGGAGACCCGCUAGAUAGAGAUAUAAAGCUCCGACCGUUGGAUAUGGCUAGCGCCAUGGCCACUGCGAGAGACUUCGUACUGAAAACUCGCCGAAGAAAGGGCCUUGCGGAGGAUAUUACCGUUAGCAAGUUUUUGGAACCGGAGCUUUGGAAAGGGCUAAAGGAAAGCGGAGUCCUAGGCGAAACAUGA